Molecule: messenger RNA, 1059 nt
Organism: Nanorana parkeri
Lineage: Eukaryota; Metazoa; Chordata; Amphibia; Anura; Dicroglossidae
Product: derriere protein-like
Exons: 2
Coding region: 1-1059 (352 amino acids)
Biological process (GO): BMP signaling pathway; SMAD protein signal transduction
Cellular component (GO): extracellular region
Molecular function (GO): growth factor activity; cytokine activity
Source: RefSeq, a predicted model, not a curated record
AUGGAUGUCUCUGUGCUUUUCAUCUCUUUUCUUCUAGCCCUCUUUUUGCUAGCUGACUGCACUGAGCUACCAUUUCAAGAGAGGAUGCUUCUCAAAGCCUUGGGAUUAAAUGGAAGACCGAGACCAGUCUCCCCCGGCCCUGUUCCAAAGGCACUUUGGAAAAUUUUUGAGAAAGGAAUUAAUGCAGAAAAUCCCUGUAGGAUGGAAGGCUUUCAAGUUCCAGGAAACAUUGUUAGAUCUUACAGAGAUCAAGGACCUUUAAUCUCCAGUGAAGUACCACAUGAAUCUUUGUGCUUCAAAAAACAUCUCUUUUUUGACCUUUCCGUAAUUGAGAAAAAGGAGCAGGUGACUCUUGGCCAACUUGAGAUCAAGUUCAAGCAUAACACAUACCACGGACGUGAGUUCCAGUUUCGGUUGUAUCGUCCACUUCGUUUAUCUUUAAAGGGAAUGCGAGACCACCAAACGAAUAGAAGACUUCUUUUUGCACAGUCAUUUCGUCUACUUCAUAGGUCUUUGCAUUUCAAUCUGACAAAGGUGGCACAGGACUGGACCACCCCAGAGAACAAUAUGGGUCUAGUUAUGGAAAUAUAUGCAGAUGGUGAACCAGCUAACAAAUUCUCCACACUGUGUGAGCAAAUCCAUUCCUUCACCCACACCUCUCUUCUCACAGUUACCCUUGACCCUACUAGCUGCAAAGCCGCGAGACCCAAAAGAAGUGCAGAGUCUUCAAUGCCUACUCCCAGUAAUAUAUGCAAAAAGAGGCGUCUCUACAUUGACUUCAAGGAUGUUGGCUGGCAAAACUGGGUUAUUGCUCCACGAGGCUACAUGGCCAACUACUGUCAUGGAGAGUGCCCUUACCCACUAACAGAGAUGCUUAAGGGUACCAACCAUGCUGUGCUACAGACCUUGGUACAUUCUAUUGAGCCGGAAAUCACACCACUCCCUUGUUGUGCUCCAACUAAGCUAUCACCCAUCUCUAUGCUAUAUUAUGAUAACAAUGACAAUGUUGUGCUAAGACAUUAUGAGGACAUGGUUGUAGAUGAGUGUGGGUGCAAAUGA